Messenger RNA from Akanthomyces muscarius, 609 nucleotides. RefSeq lists its product as uncharacterized. Lineage: Eukaryota; Fungi; Ascomycota; Sordariomycetes; Hypocreales; Cordycipitaceae. The record is from RefSeq and is a predicted model, not a curated record. Gene Ontology annotation, cellular component: mitochondrion. The transcript is spliced from 2 exons. Bases 1 to 609 code for a protein of 202 amino acids. Gene Ontology annotation, molecular function: ferrous iron binding; 2 iron, 2 sulfur cluster binding; ferric iron binding. Gene Ontology annotation, biological process: iron incorporation into metallo-sulfur cluster; intracellular iron ion homeostasis.
AUGUCUCGAGCCAGCCUCGCCCAGGCCUCGAGGCUCGCCUCACGAGCUCUCCAGCAAGCUGCCGCGCCCCGUACCGCUUUGCGCCCUCUCCCCGUCCUCCUCACACACAGCGCGCUGCGUCCUGCCGCCACGCAGCGAAGCUUCUCGCUCUCCGCACCACUCCGCAAGGGCAUCAUGCCCGACACCGAGUCGCCCGCCAAGGAAGCGCCCGUGUCCCCCGAACCGACCUACGGCGCCGUCGAGCUCUCCGAGGCAGAGUUCCACGACAUUGCCGACGAAUACCUCGAAGGCGUGCUCACGCAGUUUGAAGCUCUGCAGGACACGCGAGAGGACAUUGACAUUGAGUUUUCCUCUGGCGUCAUGACCAUCACACACGCGGACAAGGGCACGUACGUCAUCAACAAGCAGCCCCCCAACAAGCAAAUAUGGCUGUCGUCGCCCCUCUCCGGCCCCAAGCGCUACGACUGGUGCGUCGUCGGCGAGGGCCAGGCCGACAAGGCGGGCACCGGCCAGGGCAGCUGGAUCUACGGCCGCGACGGUAGCAACCUCAACGAGCUCAUCCUCGAGGAGCUGGGCGUGGACGUGUCGACGCCGUCCGCAGCGAGCUAG